Messenger RNA from Fopius arisanus, 10489 nucleotides. RefSeq lists its product as uncharacterized. Gene Ontology annotation, cellular component: cytoplasm. The transcript is spliced from 23 exons. Lineage: Eukaryota; Metazoa; Arthropoda; Insecta; Hymenoptera; Braconidae. Bases 358 to 8952 code for a protein of 2864 amino acids. The record is from RefSeq and is a predicted model, not a curated record.
GCAGCCGUUCUGUUGCCCGGCUAGACGCAACUCGAAUCCGCGGCAAGAGACAACAUUUAUAAUCAUACAUUAAUAAAAUUCACCAAUUAAUGUCAACUCAUAGAGAGGAGUGAACCAACCGGUUUCAACUGAUGAAGUGAAUCCGAUAAAGAGAUAAAAAUUAAAUGUGUACGUCAGUGAAAUCCAAAAGUGUAAAUGUUCAUCUUCGAGUGCAUCUGAUGCUGUGUUGUGACAGUGAAUCCUGGGCCUUGGAUUUACACCGGAAGUGCCCAUUGUUUUGGAUUAAUAGCCGCAGUCAUCUGUUACCAGUCGAUUCGAUAGCUCCAAUCAUGGGUGCAAAGGGGAUUAAUCAACGGUAUGGAGGAGUCACCGACUGAUGAUCAGAGGAGAGUUGAAGACAUCCAGCAGAACACCAGAUCAGCAGUUAUCAGUGAUGGAGACAAUGAGGGAGUAGCGAACAACAGUCGACAGCCGGUCCGGAAUUCAGGAGAAAUCGGCAAGUCCUCAAGGGGAAUUCGAUCACUAAUUUCGACGGCAAGAAAUUUCCCAGAUUCUGAUGAACGGAGAACGAGUACAAAGAAUUUUCUGAAGGUAUGCAAAGUGACGCCGACGAUUCCCGUGACACCCAAUGAAAUCGGUGCACCGAUAACAGCUGAUGCGAAUGGGAAUCUAGAAAAAACUUUAGAAGUCGGAGAUAUUAGUGAUAUCAAGAGGUCAGGGAUAUCGCAGUCUGUAAUCGGAAAGCUUCGGGAGAACCUAGUGAAGAUUGAUUUGACUACUGCCGAAGUAUUCGAAGGGAAAUUGCCGAUCUUCAAACGAGACUGCUAUCGUCAUUUGAAUUUUGCAGAAAGACCGAACGCAGCAUCGGAUGCUGAUUCUAUAUCCGAAGCCUCGUCUAUCUCCACUCUAAAAUCAGAGAAGCCCAGGUGGAGUAAAGAGGUGUUGGAAGUCGAGAAGAGGUGGUCUGGGGAAUUUCUAGACAGUCACCUAGAUCGCAACUCCUCGGAGUCUUCGAAAUCCUCGUACAUCGAAGAGGUUGGAAGUGUAUCAUCGCAUGAAAGUGGUAAUCAUCUGACAAUCUCCACGCAAUCUCAAUCCGAAACGGACACAUUUCAGGAUGAUCUGAAAGAUUGUGAGGAUACUCUCAGAAAGAUAGACUCAAGUUACUGUGUCGAGGAAAGAAUUAAGGCAGACGAUGACAUAAUUGAAAGCCUUGGGGACAAGAAUGGAAAGAAAAGUGAAGACAGUAACUUGAAAGAAUUCUCGUCAACAGCUCCUCAAGAGAGAGAAGUCAGUGUCGAGUCAAGCCUCGAAGAAUCGAUUAAAGAGCCACCAGUAGACGGUUACGCAGAGUUAAUUAAAGGAAUAACCAUGGACCCUUGCUCUUCAAGCCACAAAGAAGAGAAGAAAAAGAAGAGCGGCCUCCGUCGACUCCUGCCUGGUCUAUUUUCCCCGAAGGAUUCUCGAAAAGAUCACAGGAAGGAACACAAAGAGAGAAAAAAACGGGACGAGAGGCACUUCAACCAGCACCAGCAGAAUGGAAUCUAUACGAGAUGUCCUGACACCAUGAACUUGAAUGACGAUAUAAAGCAUAACGUCAACUUGGACACUAGUCUGAACGGUUCGAUAAUUGAAGAACGGCUCAACGAAAUCAAACAAGAGCUAUUCCCCAAUCAGGGAAUGACCACCAGUACACCAGAUCACUUCCUUCAGGAGCGAGGACUUCAUCAGGAUCGCAGAACGCCUAGAUUGUACACCGUUAACUCAUCGAUAAGUUCGAUUGCUGGAGAGGACAGAUGGACGGAUCAGAAUAUCAUAAGCGGUUCGCCAGAUAUGAGAAAGUUAAAGCAAAAGAUUAGGAAUGACGAUAGAAAAUGCAACUUAGAGCGUAAGCACAGCCUUCAGGAGUCUCAGCCUCGCUUCUUCCGGAAUCACGGAUCAUCAGGUAGAAUUUCCGCUCCACCAUCUGAACGCUAUCUCAUACGUCCUCGUGCGGUGCACCCCAUUGAUCGGCCUUUACCCGCUAUUCCGCAGAAAAUUGAGUUCUCGAAUUACCAGAAUCACGAGGAGAUUCGUAAACACGGGGGAUAUGGCCAUCAGACUGUGAUGAAUUAUCAAGGUCCAGCCUACUACACAGGCAAUCAGAAUUACGCCAAUGAGGCAGAACUGUAUGAGAACGGAAAUCAUAUCGAGAGUGUCGAGAUUAAUAGAAAUCAAAGCAUCGACUCUGGAUUCAAUUUGACACCGGUAUCGACGCAGAUCAAGCAGAAUCAUCCAUUUGUGAUAACUCAGAUUAGUGAUAAGAUCGGUGUCAACGUCGCAAGGUCCUCUAAGUACUCCCCGAAUUCGAGUCAGAAGUCCGGAGACUACGCAGAUUCAACUUACACUCCGAAUUCGAGUCAGAAGAGCGAAUUCUCUCCGGGUAGUUCGAAGAGUGGAGAGUACUACCUGAAUUCCCCCAGGAGCAGUUGCCGGAUGUCUCCGGACACGAGUUUCAAUCGUGACCAAUCUAGUCAUGAAAAGACAAUCACACCAAGCGAUGUGCCUAAUUCCGAAGUUCAUCGGCCUGAUAAUUUGUAUGAUGAGGCGCCAAGAUCACUAUCAGCGAGUCCGCGUCAGCCUCAGCUGAAUGUGUCUCAGGAAGGUACGGGUAUACGUGCGUCUCCAAAUAUUCCGUUAUCCUCAAAUCUUGCCAAGUUACGAGCAAACGUGGAGGAUGCCUCGAACACUGAGUAUGAAGAGCAAAUCGGCCGGCUUUCAGCACCAGUUCUAAACUCCUGUUCUAUUCCUCCUUCGUUGGGGCAACCACCUGUUCAGAGAGACAAGUCCUUAGUGAUUUUGACUUCAGCUCCAUUGGAGCGAAGAGUAACGUCACCUCUGACUAUAUCAACACUCGAUAACUUGUCGAUCGAGGACAACCGAAGCCGAUCAUGCACACCAAUAAUUUCGGGAACAAUCCAAUCACCAAGAAUACUUAUCCAGACGAAGAGCCCCGAGAAGCUCCGGAUGGCAAUGUCACCACAAUCUGCCUCUCAAAUGAAAACAACUUCCACUACAUCUACGUUCCAAUCCAGGAAGGCACAGCCUAACGAUCAAAUUCUGAUAGCUUCACCAAAAAGGGAUCCUAUCUACGACCAGCGAUCGCCAAAUAGAGUGGACCCUAGGUUCAGAGGAUCUCAAAGCACUAGGACUGAGUCUCCCAAUUCGGUGCACAGUCGCCAGAAGCUGUUACAUCCUGUUGCUGAAGCUCUUGAUCGAAGUGAAGGAAUAAGUGAACAAGAAGUGCGUCAUCAGCCACCUCCUCAGGCCUUCCGAGACGAGCCCCAAAGGCCGUUAUCCCCCGUUAUCCGACAAAUAAUUCCUGAAAAAGGAAUUCCAAAGCCGGAAUCGGUUUAUGCUGACAGACAAACUACUCAGAGAACAAUUAGUCCCAUCUCUGGUACCUCUGAUAAGAGUCGGCAUUGCGUUAAUGGACCACCGGAUUCAUUGCUCAUUCGAACUGUGCCAUCAAAUUAUUCACUGCAAUCUCCCAAAACUCCUUUGAGCAAGGGACCUGACCAGAGAAGUCGCACGUCUCUGACGAGUUCUCCAGAGAAAGCUGAAGUUCAACGAAGAGUUGUUUCGCCAGUUGGAAGAGCUUCAAACCUCAUCCCCGAGAAUUCUGAAUCGCUGCUACGGAGGAAGAAAAUCCAGAGUCCCUCUAGUGAACGUCCUUGCGCUGUAUACGACGAAAAUUUAUCGUCUGAAGGGACACCCGGAAGGAGAGGUCCAUCCCCAUCGGUUCCGACGGUUCGCACGAAGUCUCCUGGACACCGUCUUGAGCAAAAUCCAGUACCAAAUCAGCCUGUUUACGGCACUAGACAAGAGAUUCCAAGGCAAGAGCCGAUAUACGACAAGCGUGAUGUAAAAGAGAAAAUUUACGCACAGAGGACCGAAAAGCAGCAACCGAUUUACAGUCAAAAAACAUCUGAGCCAAUUUAUGAUCAGCAGUCUAACAAGCAGACAUCUCCGUUGAAGUACCAAACUCUGCAGCAUCUGGAGGCGUUCUACUGGCAACAGAAGGCUCUCGAGAAUCAACGAACCUCUACAAACUCUCCAACUAUGCCUAAACCAUGUCAAGAUCUUAAAGCCGACAAACCAGAGGUUAGAGAAGCGAUUUAUUGGCAGCAGCUGAAGAAAUUGAAUGACGAACAGCAGCAGAAGAUCUUCGAAAGGAAUCAGUUUGAAGAUUGCAAGGAGCUGCCGAAGGAAAAGCUCCAAAUAUCGCCAGUGAGGGGUCAGAAGACGGAUCAUCAGCAACAGCUGGAGCAAGUGUAUGGGCAGACAAAGGUGCAGCCCAAGGUGCAUCUGUCAUCAAAGCCACCAGUAGUCGGGCAGAAGUGCCAGAAUCAACCGGUCCUCGUGGUGAGGCCUCAGCAGGCACUUCGCGAUACUAACGAUCUCAUCAGUCAAAGAUCCAAGAGUGUCUCUCCGCACUUCGUUCGUGGCUACGAACGUCGGAGCUUGCAGCUACCCAAAAAGACUGUGGGAACGAUCGAUGAUGGAGGAUUCACCGAUUGCAGGAUCGAUCCACCAUCACGAAAAUUGAUUACACCACCGAUUUAUGAUGACACUGACGAUCGCAAGAAUCCACCACCGAUUUUCAAACGCGGUAGCUUGAUCAGCAACUCCAACAGUUCCGUUGAUUAUGGAACAAUAGGAACGAAGCGAGUUAGCUUCUCAAAUCAAGCGAACUCCCCGGAAAUUGGCUCGGGUAAUUGGCCGACAAAGCAUGGCAUGGCGCCUGAACCCCCGACCAGAAGACACAGGGCUGAGGACAAAACGUCUGACACUACGGAUCUGGCUUUUGCCAGGGUUCAAGAGGAGAAUCAAAAUAAUGUGAAUAAGAGUGCUAAUGAUAUCUAUGGGAGCAACAUUUGUGGACAACACGAGGUGUCUCAAGGUGUUGAGUUUGAUGCUAAACCCUUGCCACCACCACCCGUUGCUGGUGUCACCAACGACAGGGGCAACGGUUACAGGGACAAACGACAGCAGAGAAUCGAUGCUCAGCGAGCCGUUCACGAGAGCCCCAGGAGGUGGACCAGGGCUAGUGAGAGUGAAAGUGGGAGUGAGACUGGGGAAGUUCAGAGAAUUCUUCACCGCAGAAAUGAAGAAGAGUGGAAUCCGGGUGGUAAAGGGCGCCAGUCCGAUGACACCGGUGGAUCAGGCAGGGCGGAGGGUGAGGGUGGUUCGAACGAUCUUGGUGGUGGUCGUAGGAGCGGCGUCAUCGGAGUUUUGGGGACCGUCGGGGUAACGUCGGCGAGGGCAGGGGGUCCACUGGGGGGCGGGGGUGGCCGUUCGAGGGACGAGCCAAGACGGCACACCCUCAGCGGUGAUCACGCGCCCUCCCUUCAUCACCAGCAAUUUAACACCCAACAAUUACAUCCCCUGCAUCCCCAUCAUCUGCCACCACCACACGGACAGUACGGUACACCACCCAGACACGGAACCAUGGAUCUCGAGAUGGGAACCAAGUCACGCCAACGAAAGUCUCCACUUCCGAGGGGAUAUCCGCCGCCGUCAACGGCGAUGCUCUUCGAUGAUGACCCGGGAAUCAUGUCGGAGGUGGAAACUUCUUCCACGGGAUUCCGAAGGGGUGGAAAACAGCGGAGUAGUCUCCCAGUGGUGCGAACCGCAAGCAAAACUCUGGAAAGACCACUAGGCGACUCCCUAGGACUGGUGUUCCUGCAGUACAGGAAGGAGACGAAGAGGGCCCUCUUGCCGAAUGAAAUAACGAGCAUCGAUACUGUUAAAGCACUCUUCGUCAGGAGCUUCCCCAAGCAGCUGACGAUGGAGUAUCUUGACAGCCCUGAUGUCAAAGUUUACAUUCACGACAGCAACAAAGACAUGUUCUACGAGCUCGAAGACCAUCGAUCACACCUGCGAGACAUCAGAGAUCGGAGUGUGCUGCGACUGAUCGAAAAAAACGACAUUGUGGGAAUGCCAGGACCCCUCCAGGGUGUACCAGUGGGUGGUCAAGGCUUGCCACCCCACUGGGAGGACCAGAGUUACUUCAGCGAGCCUGAAUUCGACAGUGAAUUCCAACACCAACACAUCCACAAGAGCAAGACGGCGAAGAAUUCUACAUCUGGAAAUUAUUACAUCAGUGGAAGCAGUACAUUACCCAGAGGUGGACCAAUCAUGAGAGCCUAUAGUCCAGCAGCGCCUGUUCUUGCUGGACCAAAUGCAACCCCAGCACAACCGAAGACUUUGGGUACUCCAGGUGGUGGAGUGGCACCAGCCAAGCCGCUCCGGGGAUACCAGUGCGGUAAAACACCCCUUGGCAGCCUAGGGGGCUCUACACGAUUCUCUAGAGACAGCUCUAUAUCCCUUUAUAGUAUACCAGAUCGUUUACACGGAGAAAGCGGCUACAUGAGCAGUCCAGAACGCAGUGGAGGAGUGGGAGGUGGAAUUUCGAGGUACCCGGGGUACAGCACCCAGAGCAGCUACGAGGAGCCGUACUAUUCGCAAUAUUCUGGCACAGUAACGCCAGUAAUCGACGAAGAGGCCAGCGAUACAGAACUGUUGGAGGAAUCAUACAGUCUGUAUGGGGUUAAACCACCGGGUCGUCCACCGUCAGGUCCCCCAAGAUCCCCGUUCCCUCCAGGGGCGCCCGCACUACCCGGGCAGACCUACGACGUAACUCGGAUAAGGGUGGAACACAUGGAGAGACAGCUUGCUAAUUUAACUGGUCUCGUGCAAAAGGCCCUAACCCAUGCUCCACACACCAGUCCAUCACCCAGGGACUAUCUCCAAGUCCCAGCUGGACGUGAUCCUUAUGCCAGAAGUGCAGGCGCCGGGGAUGAGUUCGACAAACACUCUAGCUCCAGCUCUGCCUCACUGCCAGAUUUUUCUUCUCCACCUGCCGUUACAGAUGACUCGUACUUGAGGACUGAUGUUAAACCACCGAAAUUAGGCAAAGACAAGUCGGUGUCCUUCGAAAAAUCCGUUUCGUUCAGUGACGAGCCACCAGACAUGAAUUCACCCAAACAACACUCACCUCAACAUGCAGCGGAUACAAAACCGACGAAACCAGCAAUCAAGUCAUCCACUUUACCACGGAUGUCUUCGCAAGAGCGAGAUCGUCAUAAACCCAAUUUACCCCCCAAACCCGUGGCCCUCGCCACUGGUGGAUAUGUCUACCGCGAUUUGGCCCUGACACCAGAAAUGUAUAAUCAACUCAGGGGUCUUCAGAAAAAAGCUAAAGAUCUUCGUCAAGAAGUUCGUAAUCUCAGGAGAAUGUCGCAGGCCCAAGCUCACACGGUCAGAGAAACAAUUAGAGACACUUUCAUCACGAUUCGAGCAAUGUUAUUAUCGGGUGGUGAUGCGGCAUGGGCAGCUGGGGACUCGGAGAAAAUAAGAUUGAGCCGCGAAGAGGACCUCUACAAACAAGAAAUGAUUAGGCUGGAAAAAGAUCUCACCGAGCUAGAGAGUACGGUGGAGGAACUGCGGGGAAAUGUGAUAAACAGAAAGACACGUGUCAACAUGUCGGACGUCGAGAGCAUGGCAUUGGUUCUGAGUAAAUCCAGCAAAACAGUAGCAGAUCUCAAAGUACGUUUCCCAAGCCUCCAGGAGGGUAUGAAAGGCCUUCUGAGUUCUGAGAUGGAGAAGGUAGUGAGGGAGGAGAAAUUCCUCAAGGAAGAGCCAGAACGACUCGAAUCUGCUCUGAGGCGGUGCAAGAAACUCACUGGUACCCUCGUCACGCUCAAACGCUUGGCCUCGGUGCAAGAGCAACGAUUACCAAACGCAGUGAGCCUAGACUCUGAAGAGACACCACCAAUAACCCCAACAUCAGCCCAACACUCAAAGACAACUGCCCCUGUGCCAGCGGAACGCACUGUCCUGGGGUCAGCGGGCGUCAUCGGGGGAGGGUCCCACCCUGGUGAAUCAUCCACCCCCCAUCAGCAGCGUCCGGAGAACGCACUCGACGCUCUGCUAGAUGAACUUCAAACCUUCUCUCGUCCAUCAUCCCAACUGUCCCAAGUGUCAUCAACAAGCCACCCAACAAAUCACAUCCCAAAUCUCAUUGAAAUCGGUAGAUCCUCAUCGCAAAUAGUGCAAUCGAGUGUGCGCCCACCAAAUAUCUCCGAGAUCGGUCGCAAGGGUAGUAUAGAUUCAUCAGGAAGUAUCGGUAUAAUACCAACGAGUACAACCCUACGUCGAUUGCACUCAUACCCCUCGAGCUCCGAUACAGACACAUCACCACCGAUAGCAAGACUCCAGGUGUCAGAUGGUACAGCAGCACCACAAAAGCCACCAGUUCCCGAGCGAAACGCCGAGCUUUUGCAAUUGGCAACAGCCAGAAGAGUUCCACCUCCACCCCCACCAAGAACAAGCUCCAGAUCACCCCUGGCGAGUCCCACGAGUCCACAAUUGCCACCGAGAAAUCCAACGGGAACCCUGAGAAGAGGUCGACCCAAUGCCAAGGAGACGGGAAAGCCACCGAUGGCACUACCACCAGGAGCUCCACCAUCUGCAGAUGAAACUGGACAGAAUCAGCCCCAGAACAAUAUCCUCUCGACAUCCAACUCCAGCUCCUGCGAGAGCAUCAACUCUCAGGAAGGGGUGCAGAAUAAAAAGGGCAGGCAGGAGCAGCUGGAGCAGCGACACCAGGAACUCCUCCGAAAGCAGAAGGCUCUACAGGAGCAGUACGCAAGACUUCAGCAGCUUCAGAGAAAUACAUCGGGAUUAACGACUGUUCCACCAACUCCACCCGAUCUACUCAAGAAAACCGGCUCCGAGAGCAAUUUACUCGCUAAAAUGGGCCUGAGCAUGAGCGCUGCCAAUUCUGGAUCUCUCACGAGUCUCACAACACCGAAGAACGAUCAGACUGUCAAUGAUAAUCAGGUACAGGCACCAGCUGUUGGCAAUCAAACUACAACAAGUAAGAUUUACGAAACUGAUAUUCUGUGACCGAUAAUCGACAGGCUCACUGGAUACUUCAUUUUUCUCUUUGAAAUCAAUUUUUCUUCAUGAGAAAUAAUCAUGUCAAGUCCCUCGAUUCGUUAUCUAUUUUCCUGUUACUAAUCACGCGAUUAUUAUUACAAUUGAGUGAAGAAUUUUUACUCAAUUCUAUUAUGAAAUUAUUGUGGAGGAUUAUAAUGGGUUACAAUGUUGCGAGAUUAUUUGUUGCGUAUAUUUAAUAUUAUUAUUGAUAAUCUGUUUUUGGGAAUUGGAAAUUUGUUUAUGGGAGAUUUGUCAUGCGCUUGUCGAAAUUUAAAUGUUGAAAUUUUAUUUGCUUGCGUAUGACAGGGAAGAGGAAUUUUUCAUGGGGUGUUUAAUGGAUGUUGUAGCUUUAGCUACUCGGAUGAGGGUAGAUAUGAGCUUGGAAGGAAUAUUAAUGAGCUCGACGAGUGCCAGGGUGUAAAUACUCGAAACCUUCAUUGAAAGAAUAAUCACGUUAUACCAUAGAAAUAAAUAGGGGUGCGUAUUUAUAGAUUGCAGAUUAAACCCAGGAGGAUUAUUCAUUUAGACGAGAAGAAAUAAAAUUCAUCCAUCAAUUAUCUCUACCGUUGAAUAACGAAUUUAAUCAGAUAAGAAAUAUUUAAUGCUCGGUUUUGGCUGUUAAAUUGUUUAGAUAUAUGUCAUCGCGGGAUGCGCACCGGUUGAUAAUUCCUGGGGAUUCCCCGUGUACGUGAAAAAAACAAAAAUCACUAAUAAAAAAUUCUCACAUGGAUUAUAUGUGUAAUGCGUAAUUGCAAUUACGAUUUUUCAGUCGUUAACGCAUUAAAAGCAUUAAUCUGAUAUUAAUCGUAAUUAGUAGUUGUAAUAUGAUGCAGAUUGGAAAAUUUAAAUGAUCAGUGUGAAUGGGAAUUAGUCGGGAGGACGUACCGUAUAAAUUAAUCAUUCAUAUUCAAAACCCAUAGAGCGAUAAUAACAGAUUAAAUAAAUGUGUGAGCUAUACGAAUUAUUGAGAGUGGUGAGGUGUGAAGAGGAGAUUCAAUGAAUUGUAACGACUUAUAUGAGUGUUUCGUGGGGCUUAUCAUGCUCAAGUCUCCGUGGCUGAAGUAAUCAAGAGAAAAACAAAGCAUUAAUUAAAUGAAGUAAUUAGUUGACAUAACUGCAUUAACAUUUAACUUCCCUCCAUUCACUUCCAGAAUUGAAUAAAAAUAGAAAUUUGAUGUUGUUUGUGAAUGGAGAGAGGAUGAUUAUCAUUCUAAUCAUUUACAUCACGAGAAUCUCAUGUCGACAUGAAUGUUAUGAGUAUCCACAACUAUCCACAUAUAUAUAUAUAGAAAUACAUAAUAUAAUAUGCACGUAUAAUAAAAAUGGAAGUCAGAGAGUAAAAUCACUAUUGCAGGAUGCCAUAAUGAAUUAGGAAGUUUUUUCAACAGAUAUAAAUUCGAGGAGUAGAUGACACUUCACUCAAUAGAAUAAUCCCAUCAGACAGAGAGAGAGAGAGAGAGCGAGAGAGAGAGAGAGAGAGAGAGAGAGAAAGAGAGAAAUUUAA